Schizosaccharomyces osmophilus is the source of this 1236-nucleotide messenger RNA. RefSeq names its product mRNA (N6-adenosine)-methyltransferase Ime4 (gene ime4). Gene Ontology annotation, cellular component: RNA N6-methyladenosine methyltransferase complex; nucleus. The record is from RefSeq and is a predicted model, not a curated record. NCBI's taxonomy places the organism in Eukaryota, Fungi, Ascomycota, Schizosaccharomycetes, Schizosaccharomycetales, Schizosaccharomycetaceae. The transcript has a single exon. Gene Ontology annotation, molecular function: methyltransferase activity; nucleic acid binding. The coding region runs from base 1 to 1236 and encodes 411 amino acids.
AUGGGAAUUGACUGUCCUGUUCUAUACCAAGAUGAACGAUGCGUACUUUUAGAUUCGCCAGCUUCUAUCCGAUUUGAACCUUCUCUUGAGUUUAUAACCAGUAAGCCUACUAUGAAACCAUACCCGUUGCCUGAAAAGGAACAUGUUGGGUCAUCAGAAGAAGCAGAUCCGUUGGUAUUGCAAACUCUGGAUGCUCUUGUACAGAUUUGUACUUGGAUCAAAAAAUCCUCAAAUAAGCUUGGUGAAAGAGAAUUGGUCACCAAGCACCGAAAGGUUGAUAAUGAAAUUUCUUCAUCUGUAACACACAUCCCGGAAGCUUCCCCCUACAGGAGAAGCCAUUUAGUGAUGGACUUUCGGACAAAAGAAGAGCUUACAGGACAAUAUCGUUCUAUGAUUUAUAUUUUGAAGCAAAUCCCGCCUGUGUUAUCCAUCAUAACACUUCAAGAUUCAAGUGUACAAGAGUAUGGUCUUGAAGAUCUAUAUCAACAGUUUCUUUGCAAUCGGAGCAGCCAUAUAGUUCGAUUAAAAUUAAACGGUGUCAAGACGAUUGUGAACGAAGAUCAAUCAGUGCCUGAGUGGUCGAUUUUUUACGUUCCUCCCGGGGCUUCUUUUAUAAUGGGUGAUGUUGAAAAAACUUCCAACGUGCUGCUAGAAGCGCUGGAAGACAUGAAGUUAGACGCAGUUGUCCUUGAUCCCCCUUGGCCAAAUCGGUCAGUCGCUAGAAGAAACACAUAUCCUGUAAAUAGGCACUUGGGAUACUUGAGAGAUAUCCCCAUCAAACAUCUACUAAAAAAAGAGGGUAUCGUGGCCGUCUGGUGUACGAAUAAGAAAAAGUACAUCGACUUUAUUAAAAACGAUUUGCUUCCUUCCUGGAAUAUGUGCUAUGUUGCGACAUGGAUUUGGUUAAAAAUAACUAUGCAUGGUGACCCCUUGUUUGACAUUCAUUCAAAAAUGCGUAAGCCAUGGGAACAAUUAAUUAUAGGAGCUACGCCAGACUAUUUGCAAAAGCAUUGUAAAAGAAUACAAGAAAAUUACACCCUCGUUAGUGUUCCUGAUUACCAUUCUAGAAAACCUUCUUUACACCCAUUCCUGAAAGAGUGGUUACAAUGUGAUCCCAUAGGCUUGGAAGUCUUUGGCAGGUGUCUUUUGAAAAAUUGGAUAACCUGGGGUCAACAGCCUUUAUAUUUUAUGAACAGUGUGUAUUGGAAAUGCAAUGAAAGGGACGAUGAGCCAUAG